Molecule: messenger RNA, 6776 nt
Organism: Propithecus coquereli (Coquerel's sifaka)
Lineage: Eukaryota; Metazoa; Chordata; Mammalia; Primates; Indriidae
Gene: TNC
Product: tenascin C
Exons: 26
Coding region: 156-6161 (2001 amino acids)
Molecular function (GO): protein binding
Source: RefSeq, a predicted model, not a curated record
UCUUUGUUGCAGGCCGCCUGGACACCAGGCCCUUCUGCAGUGGCCGGGGCAACUUCAGCACUGAAGGAUGCGGCUGUGUUUGUGAACCUGGCUGGAAAGGCCCCAACUGCUCUGAGCCGGAGUGCCCAGGCAACUGUCACCUUCACGGCCAGUGCAUGGACGGGCAGUGUGUCUGCGACGAGGGCUUCACUGGUGAGGACUGCAGCCAGCUGGCCUGCCCCGGCGACUGCAAUGACCAGGGCAAGUGCAUGAACGGGGUGUGCAUCUGUUUCGAGGGCUACUCGGGAGCUGACUGCAGCCAGGAGAUCUGCCCCGUGCCCUGCAGUGAGGAGCACGGCACGUGUGUGGACGGCCGGUGCGUGUGCCAGGAAGGCUUUGCCGGUGACGACUGCAGUGAGCCCCUGUGCCUCAACAACUGCUACAACCGCGGGCGGUGCGUGGAGAACGAGUGUGUUUGCGACGAGGGCUUCACGGGCGAAGACUGUAGUGAGCUCAUCUGCCCCAACGAUUGCUUCGACCGGGGCCGCUGCGUCAACGGCACCUGCUACUGCGAAGAGGGCUUCACGGGCGAGGACUGCAGCAAACUCACCUGCCCGCACGCCUGCCACGGCCAGGGCCGGUGCGAGGAGGGGCAGUGCGUGUGUGAUGAGGGCUUUGCCGGCGUGGAUUGCAGUGAGAAGAGGUGCCCUGCCGACUGUCACAACCGCGGCCGCUGCGUGGACGGGCGCUGUGAGUGUGACGACGGCUUCACGGGAGCUGACUGCGGGGAGCUCAAGUGUCCCAACGGCUGCAGCGGCCACGGCCGCUGCAUCAACGGGCAGUGCGUGUGUGAUGAGGGCUACACUGGGGAGGACUGCAGCCAGCUGCGGUGCCCCAGUGACUGUCACAACCGGGGCCGCUGCGUCCAGGGCAAGUGUGUGUGCGAGCAAGGCUUCAAGGGCUACGACUGCAGUGACAUGAGCUGCCCUAAUGACUGUCACCAGCACGGCCGCUGCGUGAACGGCAUGUGCGUCUGUGAUGACGGCUACAUGGGGGAAGACUGCCGGGAUCGCCGAUGUCCCCGGGACUGCAGCAACCGGGGCCGCUGCGUGGACGGGCAGUGCGUGUGUGAGGACGGCUUUGCUGGUCCCGACUGCUCUGAACUGUCCUGUCCGAGUGACUGCCACGGCCGGGGCCGCUGCGUGAAUGGGCAGUGCGUGUGCAACGAAGGCUUCAUGGGCAAAGACUGCAAGGAGCAGAGGUGUCCCGGUGACUGUCAUGGCCAGGGGCGCUGCGAGGAUGGCCAGUGCAUCUGCCACGAGGGCUUCACGGGCCUGGACUGUGGGCAGCGCUCCUGCCCCAACGACUGCAGUGACUGGGGGCAGUGCGUCUCGGGCCGCUGCAUCUGCAGCGAGGGCCACACCGGGGAAGACUGCUCGCAGGUGUCACCUCCCAAAGACCUCGUCGUGACAGAAGUGACAGAAGAGACCGUCAACCUGGCCUGGGACAAUGAGAUGCGGGUCACAGAGUACCUGGUUAUAUACACGCCUACCCACGCAGACGGCUUGGAAAUGCAGUUCCGCGUGCCCGGGGACCAGACGUCCACCACCAUCCGGGAGCUGGAGCCGGGUGUGGAGUACUUUAUCCGGGUGUUUGCCAUCUUAGAGAACAAGAAGAGCAUUCCCGUCAGUGCCAGGGUGGCCACGUACUUACCUGCACCCGGAGGCCUAAAAUUCAAGUCCAUCAAGGAGACAUCUGUGGAAGUGGAGUGGGAUCCUCUGGACAUUGCUUUUGAAACGUGGGAGAUUAUUUUCCGGAAUAUGAAUAAAGAAGAUGAGGGAGAGAUCACCAAAAGCCUCAGGAGACCAGAGACCUCUUACCGGCAAACCGGUCUAGCUCCAGGGCAAGAGUACGAGAUAUCUCUGCACAUCGUGAAAAACAAUACUCGGGGCCCUGGCCUGAAGAGGGUGACCACCACCCGCUUGGAUGCCCCCAGCCAGAUCGAGGCGAAGGAUGUCACAGACACCACCGCUUUAAUCACCUGGUUCAAGCCCCUGGCUGAGAUUGACGGCAUCGAGCUCUCCUAUGGCAUCAAAGAUGUGCCGGGCGACCGCACCACCAUCGAUCUCACACAGGACGAGAACCAGUACUCCAUCGGGAACCUGAAGCCCGACACCGAGUAUGAGGUGUCCCUCACCUCCCGCAGGGGUGACAUGUCGAGCAACCCAGCUAAAGAGACCUUCACAACAGGCCUGGAUGCUCCCAGGAAUCUCCGACGUGUCUCCCAGACAGACAACAGCAUCACCCUGGAAUGGAGGAAUGGCAAGGCGGCCAUAGACAAUUACAGAAUUAAGUACGCACCCAUCUCUGGGGGUGACCACGCCGAGGUAGACGUCCCGAAGAGCCAACAAGCCACCACGAGAACCACACUCACAGGUCUGAGGCCAGGAACCGAGUAUGGGAUUGGAGUUUCUGCUGUGAAGGACGACAAGGAGAGCAAUCCGGCCACCAUCAACGCGGCCACAGACUUGGACACACCCAAGGACCUUCGGGUUUCUGAAACUGCAGAGACCAGCCUGACCCUGGCCUGGAGGACACCGUCGGCCAAGUUUGACCGCUACCGCCUCAACUACAGCCUCCCCACGGGCCAGCCUGUGGAGGUGCAGCUUCCCAGGAACACCACCUCCUACGUCCUGAGAGAUCUGCAGCCAGGGUGGGAAUACACCAUCCUCCUGACAGCCGAGAAGGGCAGGCACAAGAGCAAACCUGCGCGUGUGAAGGCAUCCACCGAACAAACCCCUGAACUGGAAAACCUCACCGUGACUGAGGUUGGCUGGGAUGGCCUCAAACUCAACUGGACCACCCCUGACCAGACCUAUGAGCACUUUGUCAUCCAGGUGCAGGAGGCCAACACGCUGGAGGCCACCCAGAACCUCACGGUGCCUGGCAGCCUCCGGGCUGUGGACAUCCCAGGCCUCAAGGCUGCUACCCCUUACAGAGUCUCCAUCUAUGGGGUGAUCUGGGGCUCUAGAACACCAGUGCUCUCUGCUGAGGCCUCCACAGGGAAAACUCCCAAUUUGGGAGAGGUCACGGUGUCCAAGGUGGGCUGGGAUGCCCUCAGACUCAACUGGACCGCUCCAGAAGGGGCCUAUGAGCACUUUUUCAUUCAGGUGCAGGAGGCUGACGCAGUAGAGGCAGCCCAGAACCUCACAGUCCCAGGAGAACAGAGGUCCGUGGACCUGCCUGGGCUCAAAGCAGACACUCAUUAUACUGUCACCAUCCGCGGGGUCACUCAGGACUUCAGCACAACCCCUCUCUCUGUUGAGGUCUCGACAGAGGAGGUUCCAGAUCUGGGAAACCUCACAGUGACCAAGGUUAGCUGGGAUGCCCUCAGACUGGACUGGACCACACCAGAUGGCACCUACGACCAAUUUGUCAUUCAGGUCCAGGAGACGGACCAGGUGGAAGAGGCUCGCAAUCUCACAGUUCCUGGCAGCCUGCGCUCCGUGGAAAUCCCUGGCCUCAGGGCUGGCACUCCUUACACAGUCACCCUGCACGGCAAGGUCAGGGGCCACAGCACUCGGCCCCUUGCUGUGGAGGUCACCACAGAGGAGCUCCCCGAGCUGGGAGAUUUAGCUGUGACUGAGUUUGGCUGGGAUGGCCUCAAACUGAACUGGACCGCACCAGACCAGGCCUAUGAGCACUUUGUCAUCCAGGUGCAGGAGGCCAACACGCUGGAGGCCACUCAGAACCUCACGGUGCCCGGCAGCCUCCGGGCUGUGGACAUCCCAGGCCUCAAGGCUGCUACCCCUUACAGAAUCUCCAUCUAUGGGGUGAUCUGGGGCUCUAGAACACCAGUGCUCUCUGCUGAGGCCUCCACAGCCAAAGAACCUGAAAUUGGAAACUUAAGUGUUGCUGACAUAACUCCUGAGAGCUUCAAUCUCUCCUGGACAGCUGCUGAUGGGAUCUUCGAGACCUUUACCAUUGAAAUUAUUGAUUCUAAUAGGUUGCUGGAGACGGUAGAAUAUAAUAUCUCUGGUGCUGAACGAACUGCCCACAUCUCAGGGCUACCCCCUAGUACUGACUUUAUUAUCUACCUGUCUGGACUUUCUCCCAGCAUCCGGACCAAAACCAUCAGUGCCACAGCCACCACAGAGGCCCUGCCCCUUCUGGAAAACUUAACCAUUUCCGACAUUAAUCCCUACGGGUUCACAGUUUCCUGGAUGGCAUCGGAGAAUGCCUUUGACAGCUUUCUAGUAACGGUGGUGGAUUCUGGGAAGCUGCUGGACCCCCAGGAAUUCACACUUUCAGGAACCCAGAGGAAGCUGGAGCUUAGAGGCCUCAUAACGGGCAUUGGCUAUGAGGUUAUCGUCUCUGGCUUUACCCAAGGGCACCAAACCAAGCCCUUGAGGGCUGAGAUUGUUACAGAAGCCGAACCAGAAGUUGACAACCUUCUGGUUUCAGAUGCCACCCCAGACGGUUUCCGUCUGUCCUGGACAGCUGAUGAAGGGGUCUUCGACAGUUUUGUUCUCAAAAUCAGAGAUACCAAAAAGCAGUCUGAGCCACUGGAAAUAACCCUCCUUGCCCCCGAACGUACCAGGGACAUAACAGGUCUCAGAGAGGCUACUGAAUACGAAAUCGAACUCUAUGGAAUAAGCAAUGGAAGGCGAUCCCAGCCAGUCAGUGCCGUAGCGACAACAGCAAUGGGCUCCCCGAAGGAAAUCAUGUUCUCGGACAUCACUGAAGACUCAGCUACUGUCAGCUGGAUGGCACCCACUGCCCAGGUGGAGAGCUUCCGGGUUACCUAUGUGCCCAUCACAGGAGGUACACCCUCAGCAGUAACUGUGGAUGGAACCAAGACCCAGACCAGGCUGGUGAAGCUCGUACCUGGGGUGGAAUACUUCGUCAACGUCAUUGCCAUGAAGGGCUUCGAGGAGAGCGAGCCCGUCUCAGGGUUGCUCACCACAGCUCUGGAUGGCCCCUCCGGCCUGGUGACAGCCAACAUCACCGACUCGACCGCCUUGGCCAUGUGGCAGCCGGCCAUUGCCACUGUGGACAGUUAUGUAAUCUCCUACACAGGGGAAAGAGUGCCAGAAAUUACACGCACGGUGUCCGGGAACACGGUGGAGUACGCUCUGACCGACCUCGAGCCUGCCACGGAAUACACGCUGAGAAUCCUCGCCGAGAAAGGGCCUCAGAAGAGCGCAACCAUCGCGACCAAGUUCACCACAGACCUCGAUUCUCCACGAGACUUGGCCGCUACUGAGGUUCAGUCAGAAACUGCCCUGCUCACCUGGCGACCCCCCCGGGCAUCUGUCACUGGUUACCUCCUGGUCUAUGAAUCCGUGGAUGGUACAGUCAAGGAAGUCAUUCUGGGUCCAGACACCACCUCCUACAGCCUGACAGACCUGAGCCCAUCCACACACUACACAGCCAAGAUCCAGGCGUUAAAUGGGCCCCUGAGGAGCAAGCUAGUCCAGACCAUCUUCACCACAAUUGGACUCCUAUACCCAUUCCCCAGGGACUGCUCCCAAGCAAUGCUGAAUGGAGACACGACCUCUGGCCUCUACACCAUUUAUCUGAACGGCGAUAAGGCCCAGGCUCUAGAAGUCUACUGUGACAUGACCUCCGACGGAGGUGGAUGGAUCGUGUUCCUGAGACGCAAAAACGGACGUGAGGACUUCUACCGAAACUGGAAAGCCUAUGUGGCUGGAUUCGGGGACCGCAGAGAGGAAUUCUGGCUCGGGCUGGACAACCUGAGCAAAAUCACAGCCCAGGGGCAGUACGAGCUCCGGGUGGACCUGCGGGACCACGGGGAGACAGCCUUCGCCGUCUACGACAGAUUCAGCGUGGGGGAUGCCAAGACUCGCUACAAGUUGAAGGUGGAGGGGUACAGCGGGACAGCAGGUGACUCCAUGGCCUACCACAAUGGCAGGUCCUUCUCCACCUUCGACAAGGACACGGACUCAGCCAUCACCAACUGUGCCCUGUCCUACAAGGGGGCUUUCUGGUAUAGGAACUGUCACCGCGUCAACCUGAUGGGGAGAUACGGGGAUAAUAACCACAGUCAGGGUGUUAACUGGUUCCACUGGAAGGGACAUGAAUACUCAAUCCAGUUUGCUGAGAUGAAACUGAGACCCAGCAACUUCAGAAAUCUCGAAGGCAGGCGCAAACGGGCAUGAAUUCCAGGGACCACUGGGUGAGAGAGGAAUAGGGCCCAGAGAAAGGAACGGAUUUUACCAAAGCAUCAAUACAACCAGCCCAAUUGUCAGUCCACACCUGGGCUUCUGGCAAGAGUCAAAGUUGACCAUGGAUCACUGCGGCCAGCGGCAACUGCACGGCCUCACCUACUCUGCGAUUACCUUCUUCGCACCAAAGACACUAGUCUCCAGCAGGUUUCUGUUUUGUUGUUUGAUUCAGCAAAACUCUUCCAGUGACAACAUCACAAUGGUUUUUACUUCUCUUGGGUGGCUCUGGGACUGGGGAGGGGUAGGCUGUACAGUGGUAGUUUGUUUUAGAACCAGCUGUAUUUUACACAAAGCCGUAUAAUUAAUUAUUUUUGUUAGCAAAGAUUAAAUGUGUGUCAUUGGAAGCCGUCCCCCUUUUUUUUUUUAUAUUUCAUACAACAGAAACCAGAAAAGCAAUAUUGUUUCAAUUUUUAAAAUAUGAUUAAUAUUAUUAAUAUAAUAAUGAUGAUGAAAACUAAGGAUUUUUAAAGAGAUCUUCCUUUCCAAAACACAUCUGGACGUUACCUGAUUGUAUUUUUUGUUUUUUAAUAAAAGCACAAGUACUUUUGA